GAUGUUCUUAAAUGGCCGAGGGUCCUGUACCCCAGAUUUGGUCUCCGCAUUUCUGUCAUUUAGCUCAGCUUAGUGAUCUGAGACACUAAAGCUUUAGGAGCGCUUUCUCCCAUCAUGCGUCUCUCCCCAGCAUGGUAUCAAUUUCUAGUAGGCGUUUUCGCCUCGCUGGGUUCAUUCUUGUAUGGAUACGAUCUAGGUGUGAUCGCUGAAGUCAUCGCCUGCGGGUCGUUCAUAUCCAGAUUCAAUUUGAAUGACACUCAAUCUGGACUCGUGGUGUCCAUGUUCACUGCAGGUGCUUUCUUUGGUGCAGCGUUUGCAGGCCCUAGUGGUGACAAGCUAGGCCGACGAUGGACCAUUACUGUCGGUUGUGUUCUCUUCUGCCUCGGAGGUGGUCUUCAGACUGGAGCACGAACUGUUGCCUUCCUCUAUAGCGGAAGGUUCUUUGCCGGCCUGGGGGUCGGUUUCCUUACUAUGAUUAUCCCUCUGUACCAGGCUGAGAUCUGCCAUCCGGACAUUCGUGGUCGUGUUACUGCUCUGCAGCAAUUCAUGCUAGGAGUUGGGUCUUUAUGUGCUGCCUGGAUCUCAUAUGGCACAUAUAUCGGAUUUUCCGAAACCAAUGACACACAAUGGCAGCUACCCCUUGGACUGCAGAUUGCACCAGCUGUCUUCCUGGGACUUUUGAUCAUGCUUUUCCCUGAGUCUCCCCGGUGGCUCAUUGACCACGGUCAGCACGAGAAAGGCCUGAAGACAUUGGCAAUGCUUCAUGCCCACGGCAACGAAGAGGACCCUUGGGUUCGUGCGGAAUUCAACCAGAUCCAAGAAAGCAUUGUCUAUGAGCAUGAGCACGAAGCCAAGUCCUACAAGGAACUUUUUACAUCACGAUCAUCCUUUCGUCGCCUGUUUCUUUGUUGCGCAUUGCAAGCAUCUGUACAGAUGACUGGUGUGUCUGCAAUUCAGUACUACUCCGUAACCAUCUAUGGUCAGAUUGGUAUUAGCGGCGACAAAACGCUACAAUACCAGGCUAUCAACUCCAUCAUUGCCCUUGUAGCUCAGUUCCUCUGCAUUCUCUUCAUCGAUCGAGUCGGUCGCCGCUGGACUCUGAUCUGGGGUAACCUAGGGAACAUGGUAACAUUCAUCGUUGCCUGCAUCUUGUUAGCGCAGUUCCCCCCAGAAAGUCACAACACCGGAGCCCACUGGGGCUUCAUUAUCAUGACUUGGCUAUACAACUUCUCGUUCUCGUGCACCUGUGGCCCUCUCUCCUGGAUCAUCCCGGCAGAGGUAUUCGACACCCGAACGCGGUCGAAGGGCGUUUCGUUGGCUACUAUGACCUCGUAUGCAUUCAACACGAUGAUUGGACAGGUGACGCCCAUUGCCAUGGAGAGUGUGCGCUAUCGAUACUACUUCCUCUUCAUCAUCUGCAACUUCACGAAUGCGGUGUUCUUCUGGCUCUUGCUUCCCGAGACGAAGAAAUUGCCGCUGGAAGAGAUGAACUAUCUGUUCUCGAAUUCUCCGUGGAUUGUGGCGGGAAAGCGUAAGGAGGAUUAUGUUCCUCAUGAUUUACAGCGGAGGCUUGAGGAGGAGGCGGAGAAAAGAGAGGUCUUCGCCACUCACAAUGAGGUGAGUUGAGCACUGGGAAAGAAUUUAAGGUCAGCCCGUUAUGUGUUCUAUGUUUUGAUCAGAGGGUUGAGUAAGGAGAGUAUGUUCUUACUGGCUCCAAAUUAUGAUGAUUGCACAGAUAGCAAUUAUGU
Molecule: messenger RNA, 1748 nt
Organism: Aspergillus piperis CBS 112811
Lineage: Eukaryota; Fungi; Ascomycota; Eurotiomycetes; Eurotiales; Aspergillaceae
Product: sugar porter family MFS transporter
Exons: 7
Coding region: 115-1626 (503 amino acids)
Biological process (GO): carbohydrate transport; transmembrane transport
Cellular component (GO): membrane
Molecular function (GO): carbohydrate:proton symporter activity
Source: RefSeq, a predicted model, not a curated record